Molecule: messenger RNA, 5134 nt
Organism: Rhea pennata
Lineage: Eukaryota; Metazoa; Chordata; Aves; Rheiformes; Rheidae
Gene: KCNG1
Product: potassium voltage-gated channel modifier subfamily G member 1
Exons: 3
Coding region: 473-2002 (509 amino acids)
Biological process (GO): potassium ion transmembrane transport; regulation of delayed rectifier potassium channel activity; protein homooligomerization
Cellular component (GO): membrane; voltage-gated potassium channel complex
Molecular function (GO): delayed rectifier potassium channel activity
Source: RefSeq, a predicted model, not a curated record
CUGAUGUGGUUUAUAAACCCCAGCUUCUGAAAACGACUGUUCUGUGUUUAAAGAAGUUACCCUAGUGGAGGCAUAUAUCCCCAGGGUGCAUAUCAAAGAGGAGGAGAAUCCUGCCACAUGCAUAUCAUUAUUUUCUCUGAUAAACCUCCCUAUACCCACUGGAAAUCAAGACCUCUGCAUCUGAGAUAGGAGAAGCCUCCUGAAGUGACAGACAUGCCAGGUGGAGCUUCUGGAUGAGGGAGUAGCUGUUUCCAGUCACUUCUGCCCAACAGAACCAAACCAGCUUUUCUGACCAUAUUCAGCCACCGUUUCCCUUUCAGUUAUCUCACCAACCUGAAAUAUUUUCAAGCUUCAGUCACUACAUUUUUUUCAAAGCUGAAAAAUGCCAAAAGCUCCGUAAACCCAAAUAUCUGUUCUUUGUUCCAGAAGACACUUGCAGAAGUGGCAAAGUGAUGUGAAGUUAACUUCCAAGAUGACUCUUCUACCGGGAGAAAAUUCUGAUUAUGACUAUAGUGCCCUGAGCUGUGCUUCAGAUACUUCCUUCAAUCAUACAUUCUUUCCAGAAACAGAAACCCUUAAGGGAGUCUUUUACCAAAGAGCCAGACUAAUUCACCCUGAAGAGGAUCUCCUGAAAGGCAUUCACUCGGAUGAUCGGAAGCGUCAUAUUAUUAUAAAUGUUGGGGGCAUUAAGUAUUUGCUUCCAUGGACCACGCUUGAUGAAUUCCCAUUGACACGUUUGGGCCAACUGAAAUUCUGUAACAAUUUUGAUGACAUUUUAAAUAUCUGUGAUGAUUACGAUGUGACAUGUAAUGAAUUCUUUUUCGACCGCAACCCAGGAGCAUUCAGAACAAUCCUGACCUUUUUGCGGGUUGGGAAACUUCGGCUCUUGCGUGAGAUGUGCGCGCUGUCCUUCCAGGAGGAGCUGCUCUACUGGGGAAUUGAGGAAGACAACUUGGACUGGUGCUGUAAAAGAAGAUACCUGCAAAAAAUGGAGGAGUUUACAGAGAUAAACGAAAGGGAGGAUGACCUACUAGAAAGUGAAACUCCAGGUGAAAUAGUGGAGGAAACGAAAUUUGGCCUGUGCAUGAAAAAGUUACAAGACAUGGUGGAAAGGCCCCAGUCUGGCCUCCCUGGGAAAGUGUUUGCUUGUUUAUCAGUUAUAUUUGUAACUAUUACAGCAGUGAACUUGUCCAUCAGCACCAUGCCUGACCUAAGGGAGGAGGAGGAAAGGGGUGAGUGUUCCCAGAUGUGCUACAAUAUUUUCAUUGUGGAGUCUGUCUGCGUGGCAUGGUUUUCGCUGGAGUUCCUGCUAAGGUUCAUCCAGGCAAAGAGCAAGUUUGCCUUUUUGAGGAGACCCUUAACCCUGAUAGACAUAAUAGCCAUUCUGCCGUAUUACAUCACUUUGCUAGUAGAUACCACUUCAGUGGGCUACAAAAAGCCAAGCUCCGGGAGCAUCUACCUGGACAAAGUGGGUCUGGUCCUCCGCAUACUCCGUGCCUUGAGGAUUCUUUACGUCAUGCGGCUGGCCCGGCACUCCCUGGGCCUGCAGACGCUGGGGCUGACAGCUCGCAGGUGCACCCGCGAGUUCGGCCUCCUGCUGCUCUUCCUCUGCGUGGCCAUCGCACUGUUUGCACCGCUCCUGUACGUCAUUGAGAACGAGAUGGCGGACUCGCAGGAGUUCACCAGCAUCCCUGCGUGCUAUUGGUGGGCCGUCAUCACCAUGACCACAGUAGGCUACGGCGACAUGGUUCCCAGGAGCAUUCCCGGCCAGGUGGUGGCACUAAGCAGCAUACUGAGCGGCAUCCUCCUCAUGGCAUUCCCGGUCACUUCCAUUUUUCACACGUUUUCACGCUCCUACAUUGAGCUAAAGCAAGAACAGGAAAGAAUAAUGUACAGGCGAGCACAAUUCUUAUUAAAAUCAAAGUCACAGAUAAGCAAUGCAUCACAAGGGAGUGAUAUUUUAUUCCCCAGUAUCUCUUCUGAGACUAGGGACAAUGAAUGAAAUUUAAGUUACUAUUUCUCCUGAUGUCAAGUAAUGUUUUGUUGUAUCGGAUUCCAUCUUCUAAUUUGAUUUGAAAGAGUUUUACAGAGAUAACCAUAUUAAAAUGAAGAAAAGGGGCUAUUAAGUAGGAACUGAUGUGGUUUAAGAAGUCUGUUAUUAUGCUGUUUCUUCCUUUCCUCACACCCCAGCCCCCUCAAGCAAAAUGUAUAGUUAGGACAGCUCUUUCCGUGAGAUCACAGAGUGGGAUUUUGAGACUUAAAAGCCCUCUUGCAAAAAUAAGAACAACAUAUAAUUAUGUUCUUGACAGGCUGCAUUAUCAUUUGUAAUACACAUUUUUUCAGCCAAAUCAGAAUGUAUGUAAUCAUUAAGCAGGCUGUCCCUCUUUUUGUCAUUAUAUAUAAAUAAUGUAAAUAGAACAAAAUCAAUGGCUAAAUUCUCUCCAAGUGUAAUACCAUUGAGCAUAAUGGAAAUAACCCCAUAUAUUUGUCCCAUUGUGCUCUUAAAAAGCAUUAAGCAAGAUUUGUGUUGUUCAAAGGCAAAUGUAUCUUUCUAAGUCAGCCCUAAACGUAAUAGAAAAAAAGAAUUGAGCUGUUUGUAUCACAAGGCAACCUUGCUAAAAAUGUAAAUAGUCAUAGCUCACCAGCUUCAAAAUUUAGAUGAAGAUACGGUGUUGAUCCUAUGUCAUUGAAUACAGUGUUUCCAGGAACAGAGUCUUUGAGUUUUGUAUCAUUUAAUAUGGUUAUCAAGGGGUGACUAGCUGCAAAUCAAAUGAAAUACGCCUGAUAAGAUGCCAGUCGUUCCCUACCAUCUGUUGCCAUGUUUUUUGUUUUACCUCAGAUAGAAACAGAAUCAAAAGAGGACUGUUUCCAGGGGACACCCUACGAUUACUUGGCAAAUCAGUGCUGCAGCUACCCGUUCACAUUCAGCAUUUGGUUCCUUAAAGGAGCGAAAAAAAAAAUGGUCGUGGGAAGUUGCCAAUGAUGAAAAAAGAAAAUAUCAUUUGAGUCAUGGGGUGGAGGGAUUGACAGCUUUACACUUUACUGGCCUCAAUCAUGAGGGACUUUAAUUAACUGUACCUUUACCAUCACUACAGACAUCAUAGCAACUGAGAAAAUUUAGUAUAAGAUGCAUAAAGGUAAUUAAGUGCCCAAAACACAAGUCUGUAUUCUUCAUCCACACAUGUGUCUUGGUCCAGGUUCCCCCGCUGAAGUCCGUGGGAGUACACAGCUGAGUGAGACAGUCAAGUUUGGCACCUGUUUCUAGGGAGAUUAAUGACAGACCUCCCAUUUAGUUUAGAGGGAAAGAGCUUGGGUUGCAUAACGGCUCCAGAGACAAAAUCCAGAAACUUAACAGAAAAAUCAAAUCCAUUUGUUUGAGUGCAUGUGUUCUCAGAGGUAAGAAAAGCUAAACUUAAGAGGCUUUUUGUUUUUUUUUUUUUUCUUUUAAGUAGCUUUUACUCAUCAUUAACCUAGCUCUUAAGAGCUAGGAAAACAUUGGAGCUUCCAUCACAUUUACCAAUGCCCUAAUUUGCAGAAUUAUUAUUGUUCACUGGCAUUUCUUGAGCGGGUUGCUAGAAAUGCCAGAAUGUGUGAUAGCUCUGUGAUUCACAUUUUUAAAAGAGAUGGGAUUAUUUCAUCAACCUAUGCUGUAUGGCCAAGCCCAUGGUAUACUGAUUUUCUUUUCAAAUGUCUUUAAAAUAACAUUUGAAGGUAUUUUGGUUUGCUUAUUCUUUAAGCAUCACCUCAAAACUUUUCAAAAUUCAUUUUACAAAUACAAAUAAUCAGGACUCUAAGAGUCUUCACCCUGUCAUAAGAGGCCUAUCGAACAUUAGUGCAGAGAGUUAAAAUAUAUAGGCUGAGCUCUUGGCAAUUAAUUACAUGCCAGAACUAGGAAUGUAACCAGCUUUUCACUCUCCUUCUUCAGCUUUAAUUAGAGUUGGAUAAAAAUCAGGAACACUGUGACAAAAAAGGGACGCAUUUUUCAUCCAAAAUUUUCUAAUUUCAAAAAUGUUUGAUCAUCUGCAGCAUUGGCUUUGACACAAGUACUACACAUCCUUCUACCUUUGUGUCAGCAUUCAUUAUAAAAAGAACUGGUAAUUAGAUUAGUCCUGUGAUUAACAGUGAGUUAUAUAUUUUUUAUGGAUUGGGCCAUAAAUGAGAAAAUAUAAGGAAAAAUGAAGGGUUACUAAAGCUAAUAUUACUUCCAUUUUAUGCUGGGUAACAUAUGUUGAAGAUUUGGCCAUUUUCUCAAUAUCUUUUCACCAAGUUAAUGCUUGUUUAUUUUAUAGAUAAUUUUUUUAAUUCUAAAACUGUAGUUUGAUUCUUCAGCCUUUGUCAAAACAAACAAACAAACAAAAAAAUCACCCUGAAGCAGGGUGUUGGUUGAGGCCUGAAAGUAUCUUGCCUCUUGGGAGCUCUGCCGAAGUCAGGAACAAAUCAGCCUUUCAGGAUGUACCCCUUUGUAAUUUUGUACUUGGCAACACAUCUCUUGUAAGAAUAUCAACAUGUUUUACUAUGAAUCAUUGUAACAAACUUGCCUAUGUUUUACACGAGGUGAUACAUACUGUAGUCCUAAUGCUAAAUAAAUCCAGCUAUGUGUCUUAAGAGCACAUUAGUAUGAAACCCACAUGCUGUGUUCCAGCUUCUACUGUGAAGGCUGAAGGUUUAAGAUAAUUAUGUCUCUUUACAGUACAUUAUCUCAAAUUUUAGUCAAAUUCAUGAAAAUUAUGGUUUGAUUCAAAAGCUGACUGUUUCCACUGACACAAUUGACAGCCACCAAGUCAGCUAUCAUUCCUUUCUUGUUGUUUUGCCUUUUAACAGCAUGUGCAGUCAACAAGAAAGUUCUAAUAAAAACAACUCUGUGCUUUUAUGAAGUCAAAGGAAUUGUUUGAAUUGCCACUGCUAGGGAGUGAUGCAUGUCUCUAACAGAGAUAGGAUUGCAUUGCUAUUUAUAUUAUCCUGCAUAUACUGCAGUAAUAUGUAUAGUAUGAAAUCAAACAGCAGUAGCUGUAUUAAUUUUGAUUAAUAAAGUUUUAGGCCUUUCAUUUUCAUGUGUUUCUUAUGCAUGAAAAGACUGUCACCAUGUUAUGGGCAUGCUUGACAACCUGGAGUCAAUAUGGAAAGUGGCCAGCAG